CCGAGACAGAGACUUUGCAGAACUGAAGAUGACUCAUCACUUUUGAAGGGUUAUACAGAAAACAAAGGCAUUCCUUUUUCUACUGUUUAUCGUGAAAUAUCCACCACGCAACAAGCAACUACAAAAGGCUCAAAGGAUGAUGAUGAACAGCCUCAGUUGGUCCCAAAUAUGGCUUCUACCUUAAACAGUGCCUUUGUGACAACCAAACAAUCUUUAGAAAAUGACCUAAUUACUGGAACCGGUUGUACUUCUAUCAAAUCCAGCUAUGAAAACAGUACAGCUCUAAACUCAAGUAUUGGGAUUAUUCAAGAUAAACAUGAG
This is a messenger RNA of Lymnaea stagnalis (great pond snail), 321 nucleotides long. NCBI's taxonomy places the organism in Eukaryota, Metazoa, Mollusca, Gastropoda, Lymnaeidae. The record is from the annotation of a GenBank genome assembly.